UCAGGGAUGUUAAAAACAAUUUUUUCGUAAAUUAAGGUUUAUUCACUUUCGUUGCAGUACGUGCUCUCAAAACGAAUGGAAAUGCGAUAGCUCCCCGUGCCUGAUCCAAGAAAAUUUGCUGUUAGAAAUACAAAAAGGACGUUACACGUGGACCGGGCGUAAUUAUUCAAAAUUCUGGGGGCAAACGCUAGAGGACGGAGUGCGCUAUCGUCUCGGGACGCUAUUUCCGGAACGAAGUGUUCAGAACAUGAAUCAAAUUAUUGUCAAACCACGAGAAUUACCAACCAGAUUCGACGCGAGGGAAAAAUGGCCUGAUUUUAUACAUCCAGUGCAGGACCAAGGAAAUUAUCGACUCGCCAUUAUAACUGACGGUCGGCUGAACACACCACUUUCAGCUCAGCAACUUCUCUCCUGUAAUCAGCAUCGACAGAAGGGCUGCGAAGGUGGCUAUCUGGAUCGAGCUUGGUGGUACAUCCGAAAACUCGGUGUGGUAAGCGAGGAAUGCUACCCAUACGUCAGUGGCCAGCUAGGGCGACCCGAGCCGUGUCGGAUCCAGAAAUCCGACUACAGAACCGGACGACCUCUACGCUGUCCGAGUGGACAUCCUAAUGCACAAAUUUAUCGAAUGACACCAUCCUACAGGGUUUCGAGCAAAGAGGAGGACAUUAUGUCCGAAAUAAUGACGAAUGGACCAGUGCAAGCAACCUUUCUCGUGCACGACGACUUUUUCAUGUACAGCAGUGGAAUAUACCAGCGUUUGCCAAUGAGUAGCGGUCGAGCACAGGACUGGGGCGAGAAUGGUACAUUCCGAAUAUUACGUGGUGAAAAUCACUGCGAGAUCGAAUCGUUUGUGAUCGGUGCCUGGGGGAAGGAUUCGAAAGCACGUCAUCGCUUGCUAAAAAUACGAAAACAGCGAAAACAUCUAAGAGCGGCGUAGUU
Messenger RNA from Gongylonema pulchrum, 939 nucleotides. The record is from the annotation of a GenBank genome assembly. Lineage: Eukaryota; Metazoa; Nematoda; Chromadorea; Rhabditida; Gongylonematidae.